UAGAAAGCUCAAGCAGAAAGAGAAGCCAUGAGCUGGUAACGCGUUUGACAGUGAAGACGAAUUAGCGGGGUAACAAUUUGAUCAAAACAUAAAGAGUCAAACCUUUUGUUUUUUAGCGUGGCAAGCAGUGCUGUUGUUGAGAAUUAAAGCCAACAACAGUGAAUUAACAUAAAGAAUUGGCAGUAUCACAUUCUGGAUAUGGCUGAAAAAAUGUGCUCUGACUAUCAGCUACCUCGCCUACGAAAGGAAUCGCUCUUCAAGAAUUCCUCGCCGGCAUAUCAGAAAAAUUAUUUAGGGGUCACUUUUGGAAGCCAUUUCGGAAUGAAGUCAUCUAAGUCACCAGCAGUUUCUGAGAAGUCCAGCUAUAAUGGACUGAGCCCGCUGGACAAGUCGACCAGUCUUCCUAGUAUAUCUAUAAAAAAGAUACCACAUAGCAAGCAUCAUAAAUUUCGAGAUGAUAAUGUAGUAGGAAGUAGUUACAGCAACGGUCAUAUCAGUCAUGUGACGUCAUCUACAAUCGCCUCAUCUCUUCCCGUGUUGAACAACAACAAGCAACAUGGUUUAAACUACACAGAUACGUUGACCACCAGCACUGACACUCAGUUUUGUCGUCAUCUGUUUAGUUACACUGGACGAAGCCAGGACGGACUUUCUACGAAAAGUUUGUCACUAGAUGGCAGCACGGAACAAAGUUUAACUCAUCUGAAAUUUGAUUUACCCGGGGACUACUAUCACACAGAACAAAAUUCCCCAUCCCACACAUAUCUUGACCCAUAUGGAAAAAGCCUUCCCCUCAGUCCACAGGAAGCUCUAAAGUACUACUUUUCAAGGUUAUGUCAGUUCGAACGAACGGAAGUGACGCAAUACCCGGAAGUAUGGUAUUUAGGUCUGGAAGCUAGUAAAAUAGAAGUUGAUGAUGGAGCGGCACACAACAACGGCUACGAUGAUGAAAGUGGAUCGUAUAUUAAGGUGCUCCAUGACCAUAUCGCUUAUCGUUACGAGAUCCUAGAAGUAAUUGGUAAAGGAUCUUUUGGGCAAGUCAUCCGGGCACUUGAUCACAAAACAAACCAGCAGGUGGCAGUGAAAAUCAUUCGAAAUAAAAAAAGGUUCCACCAACAGGCUCUAAUAGAAGUAAGAAUCCUAGAACAUCUCUGUAGUAAAGACAAAGAUGGCUACCACAAUGUUAUUCGCAUGUUAGACCAUUUUUACUUUCGAAACCAUUUGUGUAUAUCCUUUGAACUUAUGGGGAUGAAUCUGUACGACCUUAUCAAGCAGAACAAUUAUCAGGGCCUGAGUUUAGGACUUAUUAGAAAGUUUAGCUACUCUCUUAUCCAAUGUCUGCGACUGUUGUACCGAGAGAAUAUAAUCCAUUGUGACUUGAAACCUGAAAAUAUUCUCGUUAAACAAAGAGGAACCAAUUCUAUUAAAGUUAUUGACUUUGGUAGUUCUUGUUUUGCUCACCAGAGAGUCUACACAUACAUCCAAUCAAGAUUUUACAGAUCGCCAGAGGUUAUUCUUGGACUUCCUUAUGGAACGGCUAUUGACAUGUGGAGCCUCGGUUCCAUCCUGGCGGAGCUCUAUACCGGAUUUCCGUUAUUCCCAGGUGAAAAUGAAGCUGAUCAAUUGGCUUGUAUUAUGGAAAUACUCGGUUCACCGCCAGCUGAACUGUUAGAAAUGGCAUCUCGUCGCAGACUGUUCUUUGGUAAAGAAAAAGAAAUAAAAUCAGAGAUGCUUAAGAGGAACUGUAGCUGUUUUUUAUUUUAUUAUUAUUAUUAUAUGUAAGACACAUUUUUGCUUAGGUUUUGAGUCGUGA
Messenger RNA from Limulus polyphemus (Atlantic horseshoe crab), 1813 nucleotides. RefSeq names its product dual specificity tyrosine-phosphorylation-regulated kinase 2-like. Gene Ontology annotation, biological process: peptidyl-serine phosphorylation; peptidyl-threonine phosphorylation. The coding region runs from base 199 to 1782 and encodes 527 amino acids. The transcript is spliced from 8 exons. The record is from RefSeq and is a predicted model, not a curated record. Gene Ontology annotation, cellular component: nucleus. NCBI's taxonomy places the organism in Eukaryota, Metazoa, Arthropoda, Merostomata, Xiphosura, Limulidae. Gene Ontology annotation, molecular function: ATP binding; protein serine/threonine/tyrosine kinase activity; protein serine/threonine kinase activity.